Saimiri boliviensis boliviensis (Bolivian squirrel monkey) is the source of this 525-nucleotide messenger RNA. The record is from RefSeq and is a predicted model, not a curated record. NCBI's taxonomy places the organism in Eukaryota, Metazoa, Chordata, Mammalia, Primates, Cebidae.
ACCACAAUCAAACCCUCAAGGUCAUCAAAUAGGAUAAAAAGAAAAUAUACAACACAGCAUAUUGCUAAAACAUCAACACAGACAAUGGGUCCAUGUCAUGCAGCUGCAGUUGCUGCAGCUACUACUGCUCUCCACACCAUUCCACAGUAUAAAUAUGCUGCAGGAGUUUGCAAUCCUCAGCAACAUCUUAAUGCACAGCCACAAGUUACAAUGCAACAGCCUACUGCAGUACAAGGUCAGGACCCUUUAACUGCUUCCUUUUUGGCAUCUGCCCCUCCUCAAGAGCAAAAGGAAAUAUUGGGAGAAUGGCUGUUUCCUCUUAUUCAAGCCAUGUACUCUACUCUUGCUGGUAAAAUCCCUGGCAUGUUGUUGGAGACUGAUGAUUCAGAACUUCUUCAUAUGCUCAAGUCUCCAGAGUCACUCUGUUCUAAGAUUGAUGAAGCUACAGCUGUACCACAGGCCCACCAAGCUAAAGAGGCUGCCCAGAAAGCCGUUAACAGUGCCGCUGGUGUUCCAGCUGUUUAA